AUGAAGCUCCAUGCUCUUGCGAGGCAAUGGCUUGCCAUGCUGAAGGACUUGGGAGAUAUGGAUGAGCACAUAGUGCGCAUUCGAAGACUACGUGACGACAGUGAACGCAGCAUGGGGACAACCCUGACAGUCGAGAAGGCUACAUCGCGUCCUCUGGACAACCCCUUCGACGAGCUUCAAUCCACCUGUCACUUCUGGACCCAAUGGGCCAGGACAUAUGCCGAGCGCACAAAUAUCCAGAUCAACUUGAUGCAUCAUAUCGCCACUCAGAAGGACAGUCGUGCCAACCAGGAGAUCAGCCACUUAACGACAGACAUCGCGGUACGAGCGCAGCGCGAGAACGUGUCCAUGUUCACACUUGCGAUCGUGACCGCAGUCUUCCUCCCCGGGACUUUCGUAUCGUCAGUGCUAAGCACCGUUUUCUUCAGCUACGAUGGAUCUUUGCUCUCUAUCUCACAGCUAUGGUGGACUCUCCCCGUCGUGGUGGUUCCCCUGACAUUUAUAGUCUUGUACCUGUGGUUUCGCUGGGUUCAGAAUCUCCUCAAGCGACACAGUACCGCAGCACUGGAGAAACGAAGGGCAGAGUUGGAGGCUACGAUUGCCAAGCGGGAAGAGUAG
Messenger RNA from Anthostomella pinea, 618 nucleotides. NCBI's taxonomy places the organism in Eukaryota, Fungi, Ascomycota, Sordariomycetes, Xylariales, Xylariaceae. The record is from the annotation of a GenBank genome assembly.